Molecule: messenger RNA, 1746 nt
Organism: Branchiostoma floridae (Florida lancelet)
Lineage: Eukaryota; Metazoa; Chordata; Leptocardii; Amphioxiformes; Branchiostomatidae
Product: zinc finger CCHC domain-containing protein 9-like
Exons: 5
Coding region: 46-879 (277 amino acids)
Molecular function (GO): zinc ion binding; nucleic acid binding
Source: RefSeq, a predicted model, not a curated record
AAACCAUCUUUCCGUGAGGACGUUAGCUGUGGUUUUGUGUGCGACAUGACCAGGUUCGCGAGGGGAGGCAGCGGGAACAGGAAGAGGCCGGAGGAGGCGACGCCAUGGACCAAGCUGAAGCCACGUCUGACUGGCAAGUCGUCUGGCAAGAAGAGACACGGCAAAAGUCCGGCUUCAUCCACAAGUCACAGCGAUGGCGGUCACAGAAGCAAACACCCGGGAAAUAACGAAUCAGAACUGAUGGAAAAAGAGCUGGAAGAAGCCUUGGUCAGGACGAAAAGGAGUGAACAGCGGAGGCUAAAGAGAAUAAAGAAGAAAACUCUGUCCAAGGUGUGUUACCACUGCCGCCAGCCAGGCCACGGGAUGUCGGAGUGUCCCCAGAUGACCUCAGAUGUGGAGCAAGGGACCGGGAUCUGCUUCAGGUGUGGUUCUACGGAGCACAAGUCAGCCAGGUGUACCACCAGGAACAUUCCAGAACAGACAGGUAAAUAUGAGCACAAGUCAGCCAGGUGUACCACCAGGAACAUUCCAGAACAGACAGGAAAAAGAGACCUUCCUUUUGCCAAGUGUUUCACCUGUGGGGAGACAGGUCACCUGGCCAGGUCCUGUCCAGACAAUCCUCGGGGCCUGUAUCCUAACGGUGAGGCUUCAGUCAUUAAAUGUGCCUGUAUCCUAACGGAGGCGGCUGCAAACACUGUGGAUCUGUGGAGCAUCACCAGUGGCAGUGUCCCAGCAACAAGGCUUCAGGAGGGUCAGAGGUCAUACAGGUCAGCACCAUGGACAGCCACACCAGUGCAGACCUGGACGUUAUUCCCAGGUCAAAAGUCAAGGGUCAACCUUCAGCUAGAAAAGGGCCCAAGAUUGUCAAGUUUUAGAUGAAAGGCCUGAUGGGAUAGGACGGGACAUUUUGUGUAGAACCUGCAUCACUGGUUCGAGAACAGUUGAUUCAGAAAAAUUAACAGAGAAAUUUGUUUCUUUUAAUUCAGUUUUCAAAGAUUCAUUUUGUAAUGACAUAAUGUGUAGUCUAGUGUUUUUUUCACCCUCCCACAUUAGUAUUAUUAUUAAGGACGAGUACGUCAUGCAUAAAGUUAAGGCCUAAUCUGGAAGGAAGGACACAAACACAGGAAUAAGUUAAUGUAAUAUUUUUAUUCAAGUAUUGGAAAGUGUCCCCAAUUACAAAGCAAAAACAUGGAUGUUUUUACAACAGAUACCUUAGUUUGUUAUAUGCUGCUGAUUAUGAUAGUGGUGAUGGCCUGGCCAUGUUAGGCAGUCAGAAACGUUGACACAUGAAAUGUAUUAAAAAUCGCACUUCACAAUGCGGCAAUUUCAGUAAGAACAUUUUAAAGCAUGGAACCAGUAAAGGCACUGGCAAUGAGACGUCUCCCAUAUUUCUUUACUUGACACCCCAAACAAUUUAUACAUAACAAUUGCUACAUACCAAUGCUACAUAAGUUAUUUGCUACAUAACAAAUGCUACAUAAUAUAAAACAAUUGCUACAUAACAUGCUACAUGUGGGCCUUGUGUUGUCACAACUUUUAAACCUGACACUAAAAGCUACAGUUAGAAGGUCAGAGUUCAUUGUGAGUACUGUAUUUAUGAUGGUGAAGAAUCAGGUAUAAAAUAGACAAAGGCUUUGAACCAUUAUUUUUGCACAAAUGUCAUGCAAACUCUAAUCCAGUAGGUCUCCCACCAUAUAUGGCCAAAUAAAGACAUGGGGAACCUGAAACUCGAUUGUUGAUGAAACA